CAUUAAUUUACGUUUUGGGCGUGGAAAUAAUGCAUAAUAAUUUUUUCGUUCUACAAUAAUUCAAAUUCGGUCCAACGCACUUUACAACGCUACGAUUAUAACCUCAAAAAUGUUCCGCCAGUUUUUGAGCCAAAACUCAGUGUUUUCGCGCUCUGUGGUACGUUAUGUGCCCCAAAUUCGGACGCAAUCGACCACCGAUGAGCCCCUUUUCGACAUGGAGAACCCCUUUGAGAAGGAGAGACAGCAGUGCCUCCUCUGCCGCCACAAAAUUAUUCCUAAUUACAAGAACGUGAAGUUAUUGUCGCAAUUCCAGUCACCAUACACUGGACGUGUUUAUGGGAAACACAUAACUGGGCUUUGUGAUACGCAACAAAAGUUGGUUGAAGCGGAAAUAAUCAAGGCCCAAAAUGCUGGUCUCAUGGCCACGUAUUUGAAGGAACCGUGCUAUUUGAAGGACCCGAAGUUGUUUGAUGCCGACAAUCCAAUCAGGCCACACAGGUUUUAAAUAGGUUUAAUAUUUAUCUGUGUAUUUAUUUAAGUAAUAGUUGUUUUUAUAUGUAAUAAAGACAUUCUCUAACUUUA
This is a messenger RNA of Tribolium castaneum (red flour beetle), 582 nucleotides long. It is a transcript of the gene mRpS18C, whose product is annotated as mitochondrial ribosomal protein S18C. Gene Ontology annotation, cellular component: ribosome; mitochondrial small ribosomal subunit. The coding region runs from base 110 to 505 and encodes 131 amino acids. Gene Ontology annotation, biological process: mitochondrial translation. The record is from RefSeq and is a predicted model, not a curated record. Gene Ontology annotation, molecular function: structural constituent of ribosome; small ribosomal subunit rRNA binding. The transcript is spliced from 2 exons. NCBI's taxonomy places the organism in Eukaryota, Metazoa, Arthropoda, Insecta, Coleoptera, Tenebrionidae.